Molecule: messenger RNA, 467 nt
Organism: Drosophila suzukii
Lineage: Eukaryota; Metazoa; Arthropoda; Insecta; Diptera; Drosophilidae
Source: RefSeq, a predicted model, not a curated record
AUUUUAGCAAGCCUGGAAACACAAAUCAUUGUUUUUAUUUGUACAACAAAAACUGAAAAUACAUUCAAAAUAAUUCCAUAGACCGCAUAAAUUCGAAUAGUUUAAAAUGGCUGAUGGAGUUAAUUUUACCAUGGCUCCUUUUCCACCGGACGCCAUAGAAUAUUCAAGUACUGAGGCUGAACCCAAGAGCUCUGGCGCUGAAGACCCUGUACCAAGUGUCUUGAUAACGGGCCUUUUGAUCCUGGGACUCAUGAUUUGGUUUAGAUUGCUCUCCAAGUGGGCAACUGUCAAAAAAGGCUAUUUAGAGCGAAAUUCUGUGAAAGUUCUGGAAGGAAGGAAAGCUCUUAGCAGAAGAAACCAAUAUAUCUAUUGAUUUUCGGGCUAAUUUGAUUCCCCGGUAGCAAAUCGUCUAAUUAUUUCAGCUUAACUUGGAUCUAUAAACAAAUAGACACUGUUGUGAAGCGAUU